AUGAGAAUGGCAUUGCAGUCUAAGAAUAAAAUAAAAUUUGUUGAUGGAACUCUCAAGAUGCCAGCUGCCACAGAUCCAAUGUUUUCUGUUUGGGAAAGGUAUAUAUGGAAAGAUCUUAAGGAUCAGUUUUCUCAAGGAGAUGUGUAUCGGAUUUCUGACUUACAAGAAGAGAUAUAUGGUUUUAAGCAAGGUGAACAUUCUGUCACAGAUUACUUUACUCAUUUGAAAAUUUUAUGGGAUGAACUAGAGAAUAUUCGCCCUAUUCCUCAAUGUACUUGUGCAACUCCAUGUAUCUGUGAAGCUUUUGUUACUGUGAGAAAAUAUAGGGAAAAUGACUAUGUUAUCAGAUUCUUAAAGGGCUUAAAUGAUCAAUUCAGCAAUGUUAGGUCACAAAUUAUGCUGUUAGAAUCCUUGCCUUCCAUCAAUAGGGUUUUCUCUUUGGUGGUUCAACAAGAAAGACAUAUGAAUAUAGGAAUACUUACUGAACCAAAAGUGCUUGUUAAUAAGUCUAAUCCAGCUGGUUUUCAAAGGAAUGUAUAUGGCAGGGGCACUGAUACAACUAAUAGAAAGUUUGGGACUCAGAAUAAUAAUGAGACUUGUACAUAUUGUGGAAAACCAAGACACACAGAAGAGACAUGUUAUAGGAAGCAUGGAUUUCCUCUUGGUUUUAAAUUCAAGAAUUAUGAUGCCAAGAUUAAUAAUGACCUGAGUACCUUGAAGAAGAUUGAUACAGCUAGAGCUAAAGAUGCUUUAUAUGCAUUGGUAGAUCCUGCCACACCUUCAUUUUCUUUGUCACCUCCACCAGCACAUUCAGUUUCUAUUUCUGUAGUACAUUCAGCUUGCAAUCCUGCAUUCAAUCUCUGGCAUUUUAGAUUGGGUCAUCAUUCUACUACUAGACUUAAUGCAAUAAAGACCAAAUAUCCUGAUGUUACUUCAUUGUCUAAUAUACUUUCUCAAUAUUAUACUCAAUUUUCAACAAAAGUAAAGGUCAUUCGAAGUGAUAAUGGUUUAGAAUUUUCUAUGCCUCAUUAUUACUCUUCCAAAGGAAUUGAGCACCAAACAACCUGUGUUGAGACACCACAGCAGAAUGCUAUAGUGGAAAGAAAGCACCAGCACAUAUUAAAUGUUGCUAGAGCACUUUUAUUUCAAGCCAAUUUGCCCAAAAUUUUCCGGUCAUAUGCUGUUAUACACUCAAUCUAUCUUAUCAAUAGAUUGCUUACUCCAUUACUAAACAAUAAAUCACCAUAUGAAAUUCUUUAUACUACUCUACCAGAUAUACAUGAUCUAAGAGUGUUUGGUGCUCUAUGCUUUGCAUCUACCUUGACAGCCCAUAGAUCUAAGAUUGAUUCUCAAGCAAAAAAAUGUCUUUUUCUUAGCUAUAAAAGUGGCACUAAAGGAAAUAUUUUGUUUGAUCUUUCUACAAGGGAAAUUUUCAUUUCUAGACAUGUUAUUUUUUAUGAAUAA
This is a messenger RNA of Hevea brasiliensis (rubber tree), 1464 nucleotides long. RefSeq lists its product as uncharacterized. Gene Ontology annotation, biological process: DNA integration. Gene Ontology annotation, molecular function: nucleic acid binding. The transcript has 5 exons. The record is from RefSeq and is a predicted model, not a curated record. The coding region runs from base 1 to 1464 and encodes 487 amino acids. Lineage: Eukaryota; Viridiplantae; Streptophyta; Magnoliopsida; Malpighiales; Euphorbiaceae.